UUAUGACAUAAACAAAGUAGCGGGCUUCAACUUCAAUUUGCCACGGGCGUCCGGUGAGAAGGAAGCCGUUAGAAUCUCAGCGUUAACAAUAGGCAUCAUUUUUUUUUUAAAGAGAUGACUGAAAACGACAGACACCGCUUGCAGGUGAUAACAUGUGCGCUGUUUACCCUCGUCGCGUUACCGAUCGAAACCUUGGUUGACUUCAACUCCUGCCCCACUGUUUGUGAUUGCUCAGAACGGAAGACCUACACGAUCUCCUGCUUUGACAUUGAUGUCAUUCCCACAUUUCCUGCAAGCACAGAUACACUGUGGCUUCUGGAGACGCGUCUGAAAUCAGUGCCAGGAGAUGUCUUCUCCAACCUAGUAAACAUAUCAAGGAUAUAUAUAUCAGUGGAUCUGACGCUGAAGAGGCUGGAGAGGCAUUCAUUCUAUAACCUGAAGAAAAUCACCCACAUAGAGAUCCGGAAUGCGAGGAGUCUGUCAUACAUAGAUCCAGAAGCAUUUAAAAACCUUCCAAACCUGAAAUACCUGGGUAUUUUCAAUACUGGCCUCACCAUCUUCCCUGAUCUCACCAACAUUCACUCAGAUGACAUGAACUUCAUACUUGAGAUCACUGAUCAUCCUUACAUCUCUGAGGUCCCAGCCAACUCAUUCCGCGGUAUUACCAACCAAGUGCUGACAGUGAUGCUGUACAGUAAUGGCUUCACAGACAUCCAACAUCAUGCUUUCAAUGGGACCAAACUGGAUGCUGUGUACCUCCAUAGAAACAGGCGUCUGACCAGGAUGGAUGAAAAUAUGUUUUCUGGCACUGUCAGUGGCCCAAUGCUUCUUGACGUGUCCCUGACGGCGGUGUCGUCCCUCCCCACAGCAGGGCUGGAGUCUCUCAGGGAGCUGAAGGCCCGCAGCGCCUGGAACCUCAAGAAGCUUCCGCCAAUCAAAACCUUCAAACACCUGACCACCGCUGACCUCACCUACCCCUCUCACUGCUGCGGCUUCAAGAACCUCAAGAAGAAACGAGGAUACCUGGAGUACAUCAUCUGUAACCUGACAGCAUUCUACGGCCAGCAGCAGAAGAGGUCCGUAGGUCCUCUCACAGUCCCAUCCCUCCAGGGAGACCCCACUGCAGACACAGCUGACCAGGAGCCCAGUGAGGAGGGCUUCAGAGAUGGUGUAUUCAAAGAAACCCAGGGAGACCCCUGGAGAGACUUCCACAGCAGCCUCAACUACCACGCCUACUUCGGUGGGCAGCCGGACGAUGACGUGGGCUUCGGGGAGAUGCUGAAGAACCCGCAGGAGGACACCAGCCAGAACUUUGACAAUCGCUACGACUACGUGGUCUGUGAGGAGGGCGAGGAGGUGACCUGCGCCCCUGCACCCGACGAGUUCAACCCGUGUGAGGACAUCAUGGGCUUCAGCUUCCUGCGUGUGUCUGUGUGGUUUGUGUCUCUGCUGGCUGUAGUAGGUAACAUGGUGGUGCUACUGGUCCUCCUCACCUCCCACUACAAGCUCUCCGUCUCACGCUUCCUCAUGUGUCACCUGGCCUUCGCUGACCUCUGCAUGGGGAUAUAUCUCCUCCUCAUCGCCUCAGUGGACCUUCACACCAAGAUGGAGUACUACAACCACGCCAUCGACUGGCAGACGGGGCCGGGUUGCGGGUUGGCGGGGUUCCUCACGGUGUUCGCCAGCGAGCUGUCGGUUUAUACGCUGACAGUGAUUACGCUAGAGAGGUGGUACGCAAUAACGUUCGCCAUGAGGUUGGACAGGAAGUUGCGUCUGCCCCACGCCACUGCUGUGAUGCUGGCUGGAUGGUUUUUCUGCCUCCUCCUAGCAAUGCUCCCCCUAGUGGGGGUUAGCAGCUACCAGAAGGUCAGUAUCUGCCUGCCCAUGGAUACCCAGUCCACCAUGGCCCAGGUCUACAUCAUCUCAGUCUUGAUCCUAAACAUCCUGGCAUUCCUGGUGAUCUGUACCUGUUACAUGAAGAUCUACUGCGCUGUGCACAACCCUUACUACUGCUCAGGGUCUAAAGACAGUAACAUUGCCAAACGCAUGGCCAUCCUCAUCUUCACUGACUUCCUGUGUAUGGCGCCCAUCUCGUUUUACGCCAUGUCAGCCGUUGUGGACCGGCCGCUUAUCACCGUGUCCAACUCUAAGAUCCUACUGGUGCUCUUCUACCCUCUCAACUCCUGUGCCAACCCCUUCCUGUACGCCAUCUUCACCAAGGCUUUCAGGGGGGAUAUCUUUAUCCUGCUCAGUAAGGUGGGGCUGUGCCAGCGUCGGGCGCAGCUCUUCAGAGGGCAAGCAGUCAGUUCGAAGGGUAGCAGUAGGGUGUGCCAGCAGGUCCAGGGGGGUAAAACGAGAGACACUGACAGGAAGAGGACAGGAGGACCAGAGGAGGUACCCAUUCACCUGCAGGAGUAUUCUGGGUCUGGUCACACCUACAUUCAGCUGGCCUCACAACAGCCCAGUCCUGAGGAAAGCCGUAGCCUGGAAACGUGAUCCCUAACUCAGCCGGGGGAGAUCAGAGAGGACCAUGGUGGUCCCAGUGGCGGUUUGGUUGGUUAGGGGAGAGGAGCCACAGUGAAAUGAAAACUGGAAGCCGGAGGUUAGAGGUGAACUGCUGGGAUACUUUACUCUGCACUUUUACACGUGUUUGAAUGUUUUCAUCAUUUCAGCUGUGAUAUUGUUUUUGCAAUUAAUAUACCAUAUGUUGCAGAAUAUUAUGUGUCGGUGAGAUAUUCUUGUCAAUUGCACCGGAACUUCUUUAGGAUAUGAUAUCCUAUUUUGGCACUUCUGUUGUUGUUAAUUCUAAAGAUUCUAAUUCUAAAGAUUCUAAUUCUAAAGAUUAAGUGGGUGUUGAAACUGUUGCUAAAUAUCAGUUUCAUCACAAAGCAAAGUUUAUUUACACGUUUGAUUAAACUUGAGAUGAACCAAAAUUGGGUCCAAAAACGAAUAAUCUCUGGUGGAUUAUGGUUAUCAUUGAUAUGUCACAUUUAUUCAAUUGAUUAUUCAUACAUACCAUACCAAAAAUGAUAUAUUUAUUUUACAGUAACUGGGACUCUAAAAUAUUUUCACUACUUACAGAGCUAAAGAAACAGGAGAACUUGGGUCUGAAAUGUGAUAUUUUAAUCCUCAAACUUCACACCUUUGAAAGUGAAAAGUACCAGAGAUUCCUGUGAGACUCCUGGAUAUUGUCCUGGUACUGUAUUACAGAUCAGCCCCAGUGCGAUUUAAAAACUACACCCGACUUCAGACAGGGAAAUACUGCAUGUCUAAAUGCUCCACAAUAGCUGUGUACACUGAGUAUACAAAACAUUAGGAACCAAAUAUUGAGUUGCAUCCCCCAUCCCCUUUUGCCCUCAGAACAGCCUGAAUUCAUCGGGGCAUAUUGGACUCUACAAGAUGUUGAAAGCGUUCUACAGGGAUGCUGGCCCACGUUGACUCCAAUGCUUCACACAGUUGUGUCAAAUUGGCUGGAUGUCCUUUGGGUGGUGGACCAUUCUUGAUACACACGGGAAACUUAGUAUAAAAAGCUCGGCAGCGUUGCAGUUCUUGACACACUCAAACCGGUGUGCCUGGCACCUACUAUUGUACCCUGUUCAAAGGCACUUAAAUAUUUUGUCUUGCCCAUUCACCCGCUGAAUGGCACACAUACACAAUCCAGGUUUCAAUUGUCUCCAGGAUUAAAAAUCAUCUACACUGAUUUGAAGAGGAUUUAACAAGUG
This is a messenger RNA of Oncorhynchus nerka (sockeye salmon), 3722 nucleotides long. RefSeq names its product thyrotropin receptor-like. Gene Ontology annotation, cellular component: plasma membrane. Gene Ontology annotation, molecular function: thyroid-stimulating hormone receptor activity; G protein-coupled peptide receptor activity. Gene Ontology annotation, biological process: adenylate cyclase-activating G protein-coupled receptor signaling pathway; activation of adenylate cyclase activity; hormone-mediated signaling pathway. NCBI's taxonomy places the organism in Eukaryota, Metazoa, Chordata, Actinopteri, Salmoniformes, Salmonidae. The coding region runs from base 115 to 2496 and encodes 793 amino acids. The record is from RefSeq and is a predicted model, not a curated record. The transcript has 12 exons.